Cephus cinctus (wheat stem sawfly) is the source of this 1942-nucleotide messenger RNA. Its product is annotated as tubulin beta chain. The transcript is spliced from 3 exons. Gene Ontology annotation, molecular function: structural constituent of cytoskeleton; GTPase activity; GTP binding. Bases 368 to 1705 code for a protein of 445 amino acids. The record is from RefSeq and is a predicted model, not a curated record. Lineage: Eukaryota; Metazoa; Arthropoda; Insecta; Hymenoptera; Cephidae. Gene Ontology annotation, cellular component: microtubule; cytoplasm. Gene Ontology annotation, biological process: microtubule cytoskeleton organization; mitotic cell cycle.
UGUACUUCCUUUGUAAAGCCUGCCUCGAGUACGUAUUUUUCUCGCGCCCGAUAUUAUAUUAUAUACAUAAAUAUGCAUCGGGACGAUCCUGGCGAUCUGUAUAGUGUUUAGAGUGUUCUUCGACUCGAUUCACUUUUCGAAAUAAGGUAACUCGAGUGAAACUGGACGAUACUAAGCUCAACAAUUUUUAUACUUAAAAUCUGAGCUUCCUAAAACUAGCAAAGCCCAAUCAACUUUCAACUUGAAGAUCGACCGGAAGAGUGUUAAAUAAUCUAGAGAAGAUAGCAGUCGAUGUCAUCUUGGUCGGUGGUACAGCUCGUCCUCUAAUUAAAACACAGCUGGUACCAAUUACUAUUUAACAUACAAAAUGAGGGAAAUUGUACACAUUCAGGCUGGCCAAUGUGGUAACCAGAUAGGAGCAAAGUUUUGGGAAGUAAUAUCGGACGAGCAUGGAAUCGAUCCAACGGGCACCUAUCACGGGGACUCAGACCUUCAACUGGAGAGGAUCAAUGUGUACUACAACGAAGCAACCGGAGGGAAAUACGUGCCCAGGGCGAUCCUCGUAGACCUGGAACCAGGCACUAUGGACUCGGUACGAUCAGGACCAUUUGGACAGAUCUUUCGACCUGACAAUUUUGUCUUCGGACAAAGCGGCGCCGGGAACAACUGGGCCAAAGGUCAUUACACAGAGGGAGCUGAGCUGGUAGACUCGGUGCUGGACGUGGUGCGCAAGGAAGCCGAGAGCUGCGACUGUCUCCAAGGUUUCCAACUGACCCACUCAUUGGGCGGUGGUACUGGAUCCGGUAUGGGUACUCUACUCAUAUCAAAAAUCCGUGAAGAGUAUCCUGACAGAAUAAUGACAACAUUCUCAGUGGUACCGUCACCCAAAGUAUCAGACACCGUGGUAGAACCCUACAAUGCUACCUUGUCAGUUCACCAGCUGGUUGAAAAUUGCGAUCAGGCUUACUGCAUCGAUAACGAAGCUCUCUACGAUAUAUGUUUCCGUACAUUGAAACUGACCACACCGACGUACGGCGACCUGAACCAUCUGGUAUCAGCAACCAUGUCCGGGGUCACAACCUGCCUUAGGUUCCCAGGCCAGCUCAAUGCUGACCUCAGGAAGCUGGCCGUGAACAUGGUACCAUUUCCACGUUUACACUUCUUCAUGCCAGGAUUCGCACCACUGACAUCUCGCGGCAGUCAACAGUACAGGGCCCUCACUGUACCGGAACUGACCCAGCAGAUGUUUGACGCCAAGAACAUGAUGGCUGCCUGUGAUCCACGUCACGGAAGGUACCUCACGGUGGCUGCUGUCUUCAGGGGCAGGAUGUCCAUGAAGGAGGUUGACGAACAGAUGCUCAAUAUUCAGAAUAAGAACAGUUCUUAUUUUGUUGAAUGGAUUCCUAACAAUGUCAAGACGGCCGUGUGCGACAUUCCACCGCGUGGACUCAAAAUGUCUGCCACCUUCAUUGGCAACUCUACGGCCAUUCAAGAACUGUUCAAGAGAAUUUCUGAACAGUUCACAGCCAUGUUUAGGAGGAAGGCCUUUCUUCAUUGGUACACCGGCGAAGGAAUGGAGGAACUGGAAUUCACCGAGGCUGAAUCUAAUAUGAACGAUCUGGUGUCGGAGUAUCAGCAAUAUCAAGAGGCUACUGUUGAAGAAGAUGGGGAGUAUGACGAGGAGGAGGAGGGCGAGGAGAAGUAGAAACUCAAAACGAAUAUCUGUACCAUCGCGCUAGGAUGCAAUCGUUUUUGAUCGACGACUUUCAGAGUGAUCUAUACUUUUACACGAAAUUCUUAUACGUUUAUAUUUAUUUCUUAUGCUUUCUUACUAUUCUAUUUUUAUGCCUGUGUAUAUAUAUAUACAUACGAUUUAUAUUUAUAGAGGCUAGAUUUUGAGUAUUUGUACCGUUACGGAAAAAUAUAAUACAAGGAACCGUCA